GCUGGCGCCCCUCCUGGUCCCCGAGAGGGUCCCGCACGUGCCGCUCAUCGCCGUGGCCCGGAACCCCGUCUUCCCCCGAUUCAUCAAGAUCAUCGAGGUGAAAAACAAGAAGCUGGUUGAGUUGCUGCGGAGGAAAGUCAGCCUUGCCCAACCGUACGCUGGCGUCUUCCUCAAAAAGGACGACAGCAAUGAGUCGGACGUGGUGGAGAACCUGGACGAGAUCUACCAGAUGGGAACCUUUGUGCAGAUUCACGAGAUGCAGGACCUGGGGGACCGGCUGAGGAUGAUCGUCAUGGGGCACCGCAGGAUCCGGAUCAACAAGCAGCUGGAGGUGGACCCCGAAGAGGCGGCCGAGGAGAGCAAGCCGAAGACCCGCCGGAAGCAGAAGCGGUCGAAGAGGGAGGCAGGCGAGGUGGUGGGGGACGUGGUGCUGGAGCCCCUGGAAGCCUCCCCAGGGGAGGUGCUGAUGGUGGAAGUGGACAACGUGGCCCACGAGGAAUUCCAGGUCACGGAAGAGGUCAAGGCCCUGACGGCCGAAAUCGUCAAGACCAUCCGGGACAUCAUUGCGCUGAACCCGCUCUACAGGGAGUCCGUGCUUCAGAUGAUGCAGGCGGGGCAGAGGGUGGUCGACAACCCCAUCUACCUGAGCGACAUGGGGGCCGCUCUGACGGGGGCCGAGUCCCACGAGCUGCAGGACAUCCUGGAAGAGACAAACAUUCCUAAGCGCCUCUACAAAGCCCUCUCUCUGCUGAAGAAAGAGUAUGAACUCAGCAAACUCCAGCAACGUCUUGGGCGGGAGGUGGAGGAGAAGAUAAAGCAGACGCACCGCAAGUACCUCUUGCACGAGCAGCUGAAGAUCAUCAAGAAGGAGCUGGGCCUGGAGAAGGAGGACAAGGACGCCAUCGAGGAGAAGUUCCGGGAGCGGCUGAAGGACCUGGUGGUCCCCCAGCACGUCAUGGAGGUCAUCGACGAGGAGCUGAACAAGCUGGGGCUGCUGGACAACCACUCGUCCGAGUUCAACGUCACACGGAACUACCUGGACUGGCUGACCUCCAUCCCCUGGGGCAAGUGCAGCGAGGAGAACCUGGAGCUGGCCAGAGCCCAGGCCGUCCUGGAAGAGGACCAUUACGGCAUGGAGGACGUCAAGAAGAGGGUUCUGGAAUUCAUUGCGGUCAGCCAGCUGCGAGGCUCCACUCAGGGCAAGAUCCUCUGCUUCUUUGGCCCCCCCGGCGUGGGCAAGACCAGCAUCGCCCGCUCCAUCGCCCGGGCCUUGAACCGCGAGUAUUUCCGCUUCAGCGUCGGAGGGAUGACGGACGUGGCCGAGAUCAAGGGGCACAGGCGGACAUACGUGGGGGCCAUGCCAGGAAAGAUCAUCCAGUGCCUGAAGAAGACCAAGACGGAGAACCCCCUCAUCCUGAUCGACGAGGUGGACAAGAUUGGCAGGGGCUACCAAGGGGACCCUUCCUCCGCCCUCCUUGAGCUGCUGGACCCAGAGCAGAAUGCCAACUUCCUGGACCACUACCUGGACGUCCCGGUUGACCUCUCCAAGGUGCUCUUCAUUUGCACGGCCAACGUGACGGAGACGAUCCCAGAGCCCCUGCGGGACAGGAUGGAGAUGAUCAACAUCUCAGGCUACGUGGCGCAGGAGAAGCUGGCCAUCGCAGAGAGGUACCUGGUCCCCCAGGCCCGGGUCCUGUGCGGUCUGGAUGAGGCCAAGACCAGCAUCACGCCGGACGUCUUGACCGUCCUCAUUAAGCAAUACUGCCGGGAGAGCGGGGUGAGGAACCUGCAGAAACAAGUGGAGAAGGUGCUGCGGAAAUCGGCGUACAAGAUUGUCAGUGGGGAGGCGGAGAAGGUGGAGGUGACGCCAGAAAAUCUCCAGGAUUUUGUCGGGAAGCCCAUCUUCACGGUGGACCGGAUGUAUGACGUGACCCCCCCUGGGGUGGUGAUGGGGCUGGCCUGGACCGCCAUGGGCGGCUCCACCUUGUUUGUCGAGACCUCCCUCCGCCGCCCCAAGGACCGAGAGAGCAAGGAGGGCUCCCUGGAGGUGACCGGGCAGCUGGGCGACGUCAUGAAGGAGAGCGCCAAGAUCGCCUACACCUUCGCCCGGGCCUUCCUGAUGGAGAGGGAUCCUGGCAACGACUUCCUGGUGACGUCUCACCUCCACCUGCACGUCCCGGAGGGAGCCACCCCGAAGGACGGGCCCAGCGCCGGCUGCACGAUCGUGACGGCCUUGCUGUCCCUGGCGAUGGGGCAGCCCGCGAGGCAGAACGUGGCCAUGACCGGGGAGGUGUCUCUGACGGGCAAGAUCCUUCCCGUCGGAGGAAUCAAGGAGAAGACCAUUGCGGCCAAGCGAGCCGGGGUCUCCUGCAUGAUCCUCCCUCUGGAGAACAAGAAGGACUUCUGCGACCUUGCCGACUUCAUCACGGAAGGACUGGAAGUGCAUUUCGUCGAGCACUACAAGGAGAUCUUUGACAUUGUUUUCCCAAAGCGCGAUGCCCAGGGAGGAGACUGAGCGCCUGGGCUCUCGCUGCCUUUGUUCCUCCUGACGCCGCCGUGUCUGAGCUCCGGCCCUGGGUCCAGGGGAAAGAGAUGGACAGAGUGGGCCACCCUCCAAUUAUGCCUCCGUUGCCACGAGAUGUGCUGCACACCAAAGGAUGUGAAUUAUGAACCAAUUAAAAAGCCUUUGAAAUUUCCAACGCAAAGAA
This is a messenger RNA of Podarcis raffonei (Aeolian wall lizard), 2708 nucleotides long. RefSeq names its product lon peptidase 1, mitochondrial (gene LONP1). The transcript has 17 exons. The record is from RefSeq and is a predicted model, not a curated record. Bases 230 to 2515 code for a protein of 761 amino acids. Gene Ontology annotation, biological process: chaperone-mediated protein complex assembly; mitochondrion organization; protein catabolic process. NCBI's taxonomy places the organism in Eukaryota, Metazoa, Chordata, Lepidosauria, Squamata, Lacertidae. Gene Ontology annotation, molecular function: single-stranded DNA binding; ATP hydrolysis activity; serine-type endopeptidase activity. Gene Ontology annotation, cellular component: mitochondrial matrix.